CGGUUCGUGCGCAGCGGGCGCUCGCGUCGUCUCACCGCUGUACCCAUUUUCAGCCGUCUCCUUUCCUCUUCCUGUCCUCGUCCCCAAAUAAAAAUAAUACCGAAAACCGUUGCUGCAGGAUGGCUUUAGUCUCACGAGCCGCCCCUCGGCGGUCGAAGUUGAUUAUGGAAGAUUCCCACAAGAGUAACACUUCAGAAACAGCACCUCAACCCAGUUCAACAGUUCAGGGAGCUCAUAUCUCUCAUAUUACUCAACAGAUGUCACUAAGAGGAUCUGCGCCAGUGACAAUUGUACCUCUUCCUGGAGAGCAAGUACAGGUUCAGGGGGUCAUCCAGACAGCUCAGUCUUCUGUAAUUCACCCACCACACGUGCAAACGGCAUCAUCCUUAUCAGAAAGUGAGGAGUCUCAGGACUCAUCUGACAGCAUAGGCUCCUCACAGAAAGCCCACGGGAUCCUAGCACGGCGCCCAUCUUACAGAAAAAUUUUGAAAGACCUAUCUUCUGAAGAUACACGGAGCAGAAAAGGAGACGGAGAAAACCCAGGAGUUUCUACUGUUACUUCUAUGUCUGUUCCAACUCCCAUCUAUCAGACUAGCACUGGACAGUACAUUGCCAUUGCCCCAAAUGGAGCAUUACAGCUGGCCAGUCCAGGCACAGAUGGAGUACAGGGGCUUCAGACAUUAACCAUGACAAAUUCAGGCAGUACUCAGCAAGGUACAACAAUUCUCCAGUACGCACAGACCUCUGAUGGACAGCAAAUACUUGUGCCCAGCAAUCAGGUGGUUGUACAGACUGCAUCAGGAGAUAUGCAGACAUACCAGAUCCGUACCACACCUUCAGCUACUUCACUACCACAAACUGUGGUGAUGACAUCUCCUGUGACUCUUACAUCUCAAACAACUAAGACCGAUGACCCCCAGUUGAAAAGAGAAAUAAGGUUAAUGAAAAAUAGAGAAGCUGCUCGAGAAUGUCGCAGAAAGAAGAAAGAAUAUGUGAAAUGCCUGGAAAAUCGAGUUGCCGUUCUGGAAAAUCAAAAUAAAACUCUAAUAGAAGAGUUAAAAACUUUGAAGGAUCUUUAUUCCCAUAAAAGUGUUUGACUCUUAAUAAAGAAAAUAUUUUUGUGGACUUGUCUAAAAACAAGAUGGAUUUCUUUUCUUUUUAACGGAGUUUUGUAAGUUAAAAGGUCAAAAAUGAAGCUUUAUUUAGGCUUUUGCAUCUCAAAGAUAAAUACACAAGAAACCUGGUGUCAGAGGAUAAAGUGGGAAUGACCUCCAGGCGGCUACUGGCACAACUGGAAGCUUUGUAAAAAUCAGACGUGCUCACGAUGCAGCAAGCGGACUCAACCACCUGAAUUUUCUAAAUUCACAAUAGUUGUAAUUACAAAAAUGGCAGAGAAAAUAAAAAUGUGGUAAAUCUGAAUUUUUUAAAAAAUAAAUCAAUUUACUCUCAAGGUUUGCAUUUCUUACUGUUUUGUGAAAUUUACCUUUUCAAUAAUGUGUGUGUUCUUUUUGCCAAUAAAUUCUAAAUUACAAAUGUAAAAGAAAAACAUACAUAACUAAAUAUAUAAAUUAUGUAUUCUGAUUAUGUAUUCUUGUUCUAUUGUGAAGCCUUUUACGUGGGUUGUUAAAAGUUUAUUGGACUUGAGAGUGUUUUUGAGACUCGGUUAAUUAUUUUUGAGGCCUUGUCCUAAAAGGCAUCUAAAUGGAGUUGUGAUUUUGUAAAUUUAUUAGAAUGGAAAGAGAACUAUUUAAAAGUUGGAUACUUCUAUUUAAAAGUUUGAUACUUUUAAAUACUUUGUUUAUGGUUACUCUGGGAAUGGCGAUUUUCUACAAAUAUAUAACAAAUAGUGUUUUGAUUCUACAUAAUGUAUGCAGUUAAAUAUACGUUACUUAUUCUGUUGUGCUUCAAUAGAAUGGAAUGUUUACAGGCCCUUAAAAUGAUAUUAGGGGAUUUUUUAAAACCCUCUGAACAUGCUUACCAAAGUUUUUCCAAGAGGAUUUUAUAAUCAAUUUAAUGUAGAGUUUAUCAGAUUCUUAAAAAUAGUACAGUUAUUAAUGCAAUUUUGUUAGAGACUCUUUUGUAAGGUAGUGAAUGGUACCUUUAUAAGAAAAGUGACUGCCAAUAUAUUUUUAUAGCUAAUCUUUAUAAAUUCUAAUGUUGAGUUUUAAUGAUUAUUUUAAAUGUUUAUAUAGUUCAGUAAGUAAAUAUUUUGCAACUCAGUAUCAUUUUUAUAUUAUGGGAAGUAAAGUUUUCACAUUGGCUAAUAUUUGAAUUAUAAGUUUUGUAUGUAGUUUAUCUAAAGUUCAAAAAUGCUGUCAGUAUACCAGUGUUUAACUUCAGUAUUCCAAUUUGUAUACACUUUGAAAUUGUACUGCAAAAUAAUUGUGUUCCUUAUACAAUAUGUAUCAUAUUGUCUUCUAUGAGAUUAAAGGACAUUUGAUAAAAUUGUUUGCUGAAUAUAAAAUACAGUACUUGAUAUCUGAAUGACAAGCUUGAUGAUAGCCAUUCUGUUAAUUAUACUACCUAUAGUGAACUUAUAGUUAAAAUGAAGAUGAAUUUAUACAGUUUUGAGCUACACAAUCUAUUUGAAAAACAUGUUUUGAUUUAGAACCAAUUAUAAUAAAUGAAUAGCAUUUUUUUCAUUCAGCAAGUGUUCAGAACAUGUUUAAAAAAAAAAAACCGU
Messenger RNA from Loxodonta africana (African savanna elephant), 2683 nucleotides. It is a transcript of the gene ATF1, whose product is annotated as activating transcription factor 1. Gene Ontology annotation, molecular function: RNA polymerase II cis-regulatory region sequence-specific DNA binding; protein binding; DNA-binding transcription factor activity, RNA polymerase II-specific. Gene Ontology annotation, cellular component: nucleus; ATF4-CREB1 transcription factor complex. NCBI's taxonomy places the organism in Eukaryota, Metazoa, Chordata, Mammalia, Proboscidea, Elephantidae. Gene Ontology annotation, biological process: regulation of transcription by RNA polymerase II. The transcript has 8 exons. The coding region runs from base 120 to 1097 and encodes 325 amino acids. The record is from RefSeq and is a predicted model, not a curated record.